Molecule: messenger RNA, 2728 nt
Organism: Hermetia illucens (black soldier fly)
Lineage: Eukaryota; Metazoa; Arthropoda; Insecta; Diptera; Stratiomyidae
Gene: Hr51
Product: photoreceptor-specific nuclear receptor
Exons: 11
Coding region: 715-2349 (544 amino acids)
Biological process (GO): anatomical structure development; positive regulation of transcription by RNA polymerase II; cell differentiation
Molecular function (GO): zinc ion binding; nuclear receptor activity; RNA polymerase II cis-regulatory region sequence-specific DNA binding
Source: RefSeq, a predicted model, not a curated record
UUGUCGGGCGGUUGACUCCAUUGAACUUUCCACCCCGACGACGGGGCGAACUGGCGGCGAGGAGGGCACGAGACUGCGACCACGCCAGGCGUCAAGUGUUUGUGGUGGUGGCUGGUGGUCUGAUAAGCGGUAACGGUUGGCGCUUGGUCGGAUGCUGUAUGCUCUGGCGCUGGCAUAUUCCCACCACCCCCGGCAUACCCACUAUUGACUUGCUAUUGCCAGUUUUGGACUGGCUGGCGAACCGCCAUUUGUUCCACGCUCGCGACCGCUCGCUCGUUCAUCCUUUGCUUUUGUGCGACAAAUCGCCUUCGCCGUUCGCUAUUUGAACAUUGAAUUUACGACGACAAGGACGACAACGAGGACGAUGUGAUGAGGACGAUGUCGUUGUGAGAUUCUUUCCGUGUACGUUUUUUUUGUGUUCACUUUCUGGUGCAAUUUCGAGUGUGUGUCCUUUGAAUUCUUGGCGUUGUUCGAUGGACGCUAAGAUUCGGAUUAAUCGGUGUUUCGGUCGCCUGUGAAUUUGAUCCUGAUUUGUGUUGUUCAGGUGAAAUAGGACAAGAGAGGAUGGACGACGUUUUGGUUACUGUGCGGAAUUUUUGAAUUGGUCGCAUCCUGGAGUUUUGUGCAAUUUGUGGAUAGGGUGAAACGUUCUUUGCUGAUCGGAUCAAGGACUAAAAUUAAUUUCUUCUUGUGUGUGAACAGUGGUCGUUCAUUAUGAAUGGUGAAAAUUCAACGUUAUUGCCGGAAGUCUCAGAUCCUCGUAACUCACCGGUGACAUGCUACUCACCGCAGAACCGAAUUGUUCCAUGGGGACAUCACAAUGGGAUGUCAGCAGCGGCAGCAGCUGCGGCCUCAAAUUCGGCCGACAACAAUAUGAUGGGCUGUACGAAUCGCAAAGGUCAAAAUCUAGGACUCAUUUGUGUUGUAUGCGGUGAUACCAGCUCCGGGAAGCACUAUGGCAUCCUCGCGUGCAACGGCUGUUCAGGAUUUUUCAAACGAAGCGUUCGACGAAAGCUCAUUUACAGAUGCCAGGCGGGGACAGGACGAUGCGUUGUGGAUAAGGCGCACAGGAAUCAGUGCCAGGCGUGCAGACUGAAAAAAUGUUUACAGAUGGGCAUGAAUAAGGAUGCCGUGCAGAAUGAGAGACAACCCCGCAACACAGCAACUAUUCGACCAGAAGCUCUGCGGGAUAUGGAGCACGGACGGGCUCUGCGGGAAGCCGCUGUGGCCGUUGGCGUUUUUGGGCCUCCAGUCCUUUUGUCUCCUUCACGAUACGCUCCAGGAUUGUUAACACCUCCAUCUUUAAACGGGCUUCCCACAUCACAACUGCUACAUCAUAGUCAAAUCUCUACGUCAAUGCAUCUAACAUCGAGUCUCUCCCACCAUACAUCGUCCUUCGCAUUCAGUAACGGAAGCUCCAUGCAUGCGAAUAACAACAACAAUAAUACAAGUAACAACAACCACACAGACCUAGGUAGUAACAAUAUUUCGACGUCAGCAAAUUCGAGUAGCACGUCAAUUCCCGCCAACUCACCUGUAAAUAAUGAACAGAGUUCAGUAAACGGAUUAGAUCAGAAACACAACCAUGGAAGCGUCUCGUCUGUUGGCUCGGCAAGUCCUCUACCUGCAAAUGACAACGAUGACGACUCCAUUGAUGUAACGAACGACGAGGAGCCGGAGCGAACCAGUGUUAAUCCACUUUCAGUUCCUCAUUUCAUGUCCAGUUCGAUUUAUGGACAUCCUCAAGAGACUGUUUACGAAACGAGCGCAAGACUUUUAUUUAUGGCUGUGAAAUGGGCGAAAAAUUUGCCUAGUUUUGCUAGUUUGGCAUUUCGUGAUCAAGUAAUACUUCUGGAGGAAUCCUGGUCGGAAUUGUUUCUAUUGAACGCAAUUCAAUGGUGCAUGCCACUUGAUCCUUCAACGUGUGCCCUGUUUUCUGUUACGGAACAUUGCAAUAAUAUAAAUAAUAAUUGCGUUUCAAAGAGUGAGAUCGCUGCUGAUAUAAGAACCCUUUACGACACCUUGUGCAAAUUCAAGGCAGUUCUCGUCGACCCGGCCGAAUUCGCCUGCCUCAAAGCGAUCGUUCUCUUUCGACCUGAAACGCGCGGUCUCAAGGACCCGGCUCAAAUCGAAAACCUUCAGGAUCAAGCGCACGUUAUGCUCUCUCAGCACACUCGAGCUCAAUUUCCCACUCAAAUUGCCCGUUUUGGACGCCUCCUCUUGAUGCUGCCCCUGCUCCGGAUAGUGAACUCGCACAAGAUCGAGUCGAUCUACUUUCAACGAACAAUUGGCAACACACCAAUGGAAAAAGUGCUGUGUGACAUGUGUUCCAACAAGAAACUUACAUAAAGAUACUUACAUACAUACAAUAGUACUCGUAAUGCAUGCAUGCUAGUCAGAAAUACAUAAGUCGCUUUACACCACCCACACUUAAUUCCGAGCGUCACAGACUCAGUAGAAUCCUAAGGAAAUUCGAAAUUCAAGAAGAAAUCUCGGAAGACAAUGUGGAGCUGUACAUUUACCAGAUAUUACCAUCUAUUGACAAAUUUAGAGAUUGUAUUGAACUAUUCAAGGGUUAGAUUACGAUAUGGCAAACGAUCAAUGUGCUUUAAUUUAUUGAAUUUUUAUUUUAAUUUUUGGAAAUGUUAGAAACCCUGUUUUAAGUUGUAAUGUGUGUUUCAAGUACGAGCCUUAAGGAUGUUUUCGUUUGUUCUACAAACUACCAUUA